Molecule: messenger RNA, 4060 nt
Organism: Arabidopsis arenosa
Lineage: Eukaryota; Viridiplantae; Streptophyta; Magnoliopsida; Brassicales; Brassicaceae
Source: the annotation of a GenBank genome assembly
CUAGCCGUCAAAGAGUCUUUCUCCGAUGGCCGGUGAUGGAUGGCUUCCACAGCAUCGUCGCCGGUCCCUCUCUCCAUAGUUGCUUUUCAUUGCCCUUGUGUUUACCUAGCUGCGUCGUCUUUCUUCUUUCCCCCUUUCAAUCGGCGGUGGUGGCUCCAUUUAGAGUGGUGGCUAAUACGGUGGCUUGGCGUCGGAUCUGUGGAGUUAAUUUGCAGAUCUAUGGUGUUCUUCGAUGGAUCUGCUCUCCUGUGGCUCAGUCAAGGUUUGUUGCUGCUCGGAUGCUUUCUUCCGUUUUGGGGGAGGAAGAAGAGGAGAGGUCCGCUAGGUGGAACCAUUUCCUGGAAGAUCAUGCAGAAUCUGGUGUGUCACCUGUGACUGGAUCGUCUGAAAAUAAUCAUGUCAAUCCAAGUGAAAGGGGAUUCCACAAAUGGCGAGCAAGAAGCUCAGAAAUUGAAUUCCUUACCCUCAACGAUGAGACCAAAUCUUCAAAGGGAGUGUCUGAGAAUGAUUCUGAAGAUGACUUCUAUGAUGUGGAGAGAUCAGAUCCAAUUCAGGAUGGUUCUUCAGAUGGUACAAGUGUCUCCAGCAUGUCUGCUGCUGCUGAUGCAACUUCCCUAGCAUCUGCAUGCCCCUGGAAAGACGAACUUGAAGUUCUUGUUCAUGGCGGUGCACCUAUGGCUCUGAGGGGUGAGCUCUGGCAAGCAUUUGGGGGAGUCAAGAAACGUGGGGUCAAGAAUUAUUACCAAAAUCUGCUAGCUGCUGAUAGUCUCAGAAACGAAAUAGAGCAGGAGCAUAUGCAGCAUACAGAUGAGAAAGGUUCAAGUACAGACCCCCUCUCUGUUGUGGAAAAAUGUAAAGGACAGAUAGAAAAGGAUUUACCCCGGACAUUUCCAGGUCAUCCUGCCCUAGAUGAUGAUUUCAGAGAUGCUCUGCGGCGAUUGCUAACUGCCUAUGCUAGGCAUAAUCCCUCUGUUAGAUACUGUCAGGCAAUGAAUUUCUUCGCUGCACUUUUAUUACUUCUGAUGCUCGAAGAGAAUGCUUUUUGGUCGCUUAUAGGAAUCAUUGAUGACUACUUCCAUGAUUAUUAUUCAGAAGAGAUGAUCGAGUCCCAGGACCAAAUGAAUAUUGAAACAAAAAUCCGAAACAUUAGAUUUAUUGGAGAACUCUGGAAGUUUGAAAUUGUACCUGCUGGUCUUGUAUUCAGUUGUUUAAGACAUGUGGCUGUUUCCUUUAUCGGUCUCUCGAAACCACCACUCAGGAUGACAUAUAUGCUGGACAUAUUAAUGCGCCUGAAAAAUGUCAAGAAUUUAGAUCCUCGUCAAAGCACUCUUGUGGAAACUGCCUACUACCUGUGUAAACCUCCUGAAAGAUCAGCAAGAAUUUCUAAAGUUCGUCCACCACUGCAUCAGUAUGUUUUAAAGUGCUUUAUGAAGGUCCACAAGGGAAUUUAUGGUCAGAUUCACUUAAUUGCUUCCUUGACUUCUGGUUUGAGCCGCCAUCAUGAUGAGUUUGCGCUGGCUGUUGCUGAUGAGCAAGAGGUGCUGGAUCCACCAGAAGAUUUUUUCCCCAUCAGGAUGGUUAUCAUUCUUCUGGAAAUCUGUGGGCACUACUUUGAUCGAGGUUUUUCAAAGAAAAGGCUUGAUCAAUUUUUAAUACACUUCCAGAGAUACAUCCUGAGCAAGGGCCACCUUCCACUGGAUAUUGAAUUUGACUUGCAGGAUCUAUUUGCCAAUUUGAGACCCAAUAUGACCCGUUACGCAACCAUUGAUGAGGUCAAUGCAGCUAUACUUCAGCUGGAAGAGCGUGAACAUGCUUCUUCAGGAGACAAAAUAUUAGAGAGAAUGGAGAAGCUCACGGAGAACAAAGCGACAGCGAUUCUGGUAGUGGCUCCGUGGUCCGUGAUGGACAGAACUAAGAGUUGGAUGAUGGAAAUCAUGAGCGGGGAUUGGGUAGUAGGUGAAAACGGUGAAGAAGUGUUGGAUGAAGAGAAUGGAGAGCAAAGAGAGAGCACAAAACAGAAAGAAGUUGCGGAAUUGGAAGAGAAACAAGGCAUAAAGAGGUUUGUACUAGAGUACAAUGAGAGGUACGAAGAGGAAGCUAAUGGGUUAGGAACACAGAUAUUGAAUUGGACUCCUGGAGGAAGCAGAGGAUCGACUCGAAGUACAGGGGAAGGCAAUGGGAAGAGUGAUCUUGGAUUGACGACCCUCUCGAUCGUUGACCGUCGAAUUUGGUUCGGCUACCAUUUUCGGGCGAGAGUAAAUAAUUUUAUAAAGGGCAUGGUUUUGUUGGGGUCUGAAGUUACUUAUGGAACUGAUUGUCACAAAGACAAGAAGAUCAUCACAAGCAAUCGACGGAGAUUGGUCUUCUUGCUGAGAACUGGAAAUAUCUUGUGGCCGGUCUUAUCUCUCAGACAUGCGGCUGUUUCACCACUCAGGAUGACAAAUAUGCUGGACAUAUUAAUGCGCCUCAAAAAUGUCAAGAAUUUAGAUCCUCGUCAAAGCACUCUUGUGCAAACUGCCUACUACCUGUGUAAACCUCCUCAAAGAUCAGCAUCAGACUGUGUUUUGAGACACUCUAGAGAUGGUAGAGAAGGUACUGUGGAUGUUGAAGCCGAUUUUGAAGCCGCUUCUGAAGUUGAAGAUACUGUUGAAGCCGCUUCUGAAGUUGAAGAUACUGUUGAAGCCGCUUCUGAAGUUGAAGAUACUGUUGAAGCUGAUGAUGAGGAUGACGACAACGCCUCAAUGGACGUUGUCGUCAACUCUGAUUCAGAUCACAGCCAAGAUUCAGAUCACAGCCAAGAGGAAGAAGAUCUGGAUCCGAUUUCUCCCAAUAGCUUUCAAUUCAUGUACAAUACCGAAUGCGAUGAGGAUGUCUCAACAGCAUAUGCAGAUCUAGUUACUUCAUCUAAGAAGACAUUAGAUUCCCUCUUGAAGUUGCAAGAGGCUUUGUUUGAGAAGAACUCCUCGGUUGAUCAACAAGUGAAUGGAACAGCUAGUGCAGAAUCCAAUAAAUCAGAUGCAGACGAUAGCGAUGAAUGGCAGCGAAUAUCUGACUUGCAGAAAAGAAUGUCUGUGUUCCGAAACAAGGCUGUGGACAAAUGGCAGAGAAGAACACAAGUUACAACUGGUGCAGCUGCUAUUAAAGGAAAGCUCCACGCCUUUAACCAGUUGGUGAAAGCAAAGGAAUUUGAGAAGAAAGCCGACAAGAAGCUCAAUGGUUGGUGUCUCUUCGGUUCUAAGUACGAUGAUGCUGCUCAACUUCUCGGGGAUCAAGCCGGAAAAGCUAAUGUGAAACGGGCUAACUGUUUCCUGAAGUCAGAAAACAAACAUGAUGCUGCCAGCGCCUAUACUGAAGCCGCGAAAAACUACAAGAAAAUAAACACAAAUGAAGCGGCAUCUUGUUUAGAGCAGGCAGUGAAUAUAUAUUGCGAGAUAGGAAGACUUAGCAUGGCUGCAAGAUACUAUAAGGAAAUUGCUGAGUACUACGAAUCUGAUCAGAACAUCAAACAAGCUAUUACUUAUUUUGAAAAGGCAGCUGAGUUUUUCCAAAGUGAAGAAGUAUCUAGUUCUGCUAACCAGUGCAAGCUAAAGAUCGCCCAAUAUGCUGCCCAACUACAACAAUAUGUGAAGGCAAUAAAGAUCUAUGAAGAGGUAGCCCAAUAUUCCCUUAACAAUAACUUGCUUAAGUAUGGAGUUAAAGGGCAUCUUCACAAAGCUGGUAUUUGUCACCUAUGCAAAGGCGAUGUUGUUUCCAUUACCAAUGCCUUGGAGAAAUAUCAGGAUUUGGAUCCAACUUUUUCAGGAACACGAGAAUGCAAGUUUUUGGCGAACAUUGCUAGAACCAUUGAUGAGGAAGAUGUCGCACAGUUCACAGAUGUUGUCAAGGAAUUUGAUAGCAUGACACCUCUGGACACCUGGAAGGCAACAUUGUUAUUAAGGGUUAAGGAGAAGCUGAAGGCGAAGGAACUUGAGGACGAUGACUUAACCUAAAGAUAUUUUUAUUCAGUGAAGUUGUACUAUUUGAGAAUUAUCACAUGUGUUGGUUCAUACUCCAUUUGUCC